Molecule: messenger RNA, 1241 nt
Organism: Aspergillus welwitschiae
Lineage: Eukaryota; Fungi; Ascomycota; Eurotiomycetes; Eurotiales; Aspergillaceae
Product: Zn(II)2Cys6 transcription factor domain-containing protein
Exons: 2
Coding region: 69-1241 (390 amino acids)
Biological process (GO): regulation of transcription by RNA polymerase II
Molecular function (GO): DNA-binding transcription activator activity, RNA polymerase II-specific; zinc ion binding
Source: RefSeq, a predicted model, not a curated record
AACCAAAUUAAAUCCUCAAGAAAAGUCAGCCCGGAUUCCAUUCGCAGUAUCUCCCUUCAGCAUCAAGUAUGGCCCCUCGCAGAAAACACAAGAAAUCCCGUCUUGGCUGCAUUGAGUGCAAGCGACGCCGUAUCAAGUGCGAUGAGCAACGGCCCGUAUGUUCGCAAUGUACAAUAUCAGAGCGGACCUGUGAGUUUGCAGAGAUGCCGGCCCGUUGCAUCAGGCCUACCACAUCCCGAAGGCAGACCCCUUCCAUUCCAGCAUCGUCGACAGGGGAGACGGCAGAGUCGAGUUCAACGGUCGCUGAAGCUGAUUCCCCUAUAGAGCCAGCGGCCAACUUGCUUCAUGCAGAACUCCUAUACCAAUUGUUAACCGAGACGAUCGACUCGAUCAAUGAGCAGAAUAGCCCGGAGAUAGUAGUGUCGCCUGCAGAACUUAUCAGGUGCUCUCUGAGGGCUUCAUAUCUUCUAAACGAGCUAUUGGCUCUCGCUGCCACGCAUCUCAGUAUCAUCCGCUCUGAACAACACGUCUAUUACCGUACACACGCGACCCAUCUGCAAAAUCAUGCUUUGAGAUUCUUUCAUGCAAUGGAUAAUGCAGAUGAUCCUGAAGCAUGUGUACCUCGAUUUUUCUUUUCCUCUAUCCUCGGGUUGCACACACUAUGCGAGACUCUCAUCUUCCGCGAUGGUGACUUCAAUAUCUUCCUCGAUUCCUUUGUUCCUUAUCUCCGCCUACAUCAGGGCGUGCGUGCCGUCAUCGGAGAUAACUGGAGCAUGCUAUCGCAGACUACUAGUCUCGGGCCGACUUUAGGCUCUGCAGGAAGACAAUUACAGACUGACGGGAACUUGGGCCCAGAAUGUAGGCAUCUACUGGCACUCAUCCGGCAGUCCAACUUAGGUCCCUCCAUCACUGAAACGUAUCGACAAGCGAUCGAAGCAUUGCAGGCGGCAAUGCACUCAAUAUCUUCUAAUCGCCCCGGAGGCGCCUGCAUUACUGGGGUUUUCGCAUGGCCCGCUAGUGUACCCUCGAAAUAUAUUGAUCUUCUGGCUCUUCGUAGCCCUGACGCUCUUGCUGUGCUGGCACAUUACGGGGUAGUUCUGCAUGCUUAUCGCCAAUGCUGGUUCUUGGGCGAUGGCGGGCGAUAUCUGAUCGAGUCCAUUAAUGAUUAUCUGGGGCCCGCUUGGUCGGAAUGGCUGGCAUAUCCGAGGCAAGUGUUGAGUGCAGGUUCGCAUCAAUAUUAG